This is a messenger RNA of Helobdella robusta, 978 nucleotides long. RefSeq lists its product as hypothetical. The record is from RefSeq and is a predicted model, not a curated record. The coding region runs from base 1 to 978 and encodes 325 amino acids. Lineage: Eukaryota; Metazoa; Annelida; Clitellata; Rhynchobdellida; Glossiphoniidae. The transcript has 9 exons.
AUGUUAUCACACUUGAUAAAUGUACUUGAACGUUUGAAUCAAAAAAGUCUGACUCCAAAUUUUGAUAUUGUUUCAAUAUCCAAAUACCUUUAUAUGACUGUCAAAUAUUUGGGGAUGACCAAUGUUGAGAGUGAUGAAAAUCACUACAGUCGGAUACUCAACAUCACUACAGAUUAUCUUAAAAAUUUUAGAUCAAACUUCAACAGUUUGGCUUAUUGUUAUCAGCUGAAAACAUUCAACAUCGUAUCUUCUCUAUGGAUUCUUGAUUUACAAAUGUUAAUAGGUAAAAAUGGCGAAGAAAUUUUUUCAACCGCUCUUCAUACUUUAAAUCAGAAAAUAACUGAUCAGUUGAAGAGAAUGUUUUCAUUGGAACCAUUUCUGCAGUCUCUGAGGAUAAAUUUAAAUCUAAAAACAGAUGCUUCCAGGCUCACUUAUGUAGCUGUUACGGUUCGAUGCCCUGGUUUUUACAAAUUCACAAGCAAAAGUUCGCAAGCUAGAUUCCAGGAUGAGUUGAUGAUCUUUUUUCACAUCCAACUGACCCUGCACAAUCCGUGUGGAGAAGAUUGGCUUAAGUUGUGCAGGGAACGAACACAACUGUACACUUUGAGUGAUGAAGAAUGGAAGACCUUUCUAGUGCAGUUGUUUGAAAAUUUGGUUGAAAGUUUGAGGAAAGACCAUUACAGGAGCAAGUUUUCAACGAAAAAUCAUCAAGGAUCAUUCUUAAACAGUUCUUUCGUAAACCUGCUUUCCGAGCUCGUUUAUGUGCUAAUAUGGAUGUUAAGAUGCACUGUCGAAUACGAAAACCAGCGAUACGGAAACAUUAGUCCUAUGACGAGUGGUAACAUGUUCACCAUUAAACAGUAUCGCUUCUUUUGGCAUUGGCUCGUAUUCGAAGUGGCGCACAUUUGGUGGUUCUAUGAUAUUGGUAUGAACGGCACGUUGUGGACUAUCAUGUCUAUACUGGGAGUAAAGAUGUAG